Molecule: messenger RNA, 1752 nt
Organism: Xyrauchen texanus (razorback sucker)
Lineage: Eukaryota; Metazoa; Chordata; Actinopteri; Cypriniformes; Catostomidae
Product: apoptosis regulator BAX-like
Exons: 6
Coding region: 284-898 (204 amino acids)
Biological process (GO): extrinsic apoptotic signaling pathway in absence of ligand; positive regulation of apoptotic process; intrinsic apoptotic signaling pathway in response to DNA damage
Cellular component (GO): mitochondrial outer membrane
Molecular function (GO): protein homodimerization activity; channel activity; protein heterodimerization activity
Source: RefSeq, a predicted model, not a curated record
CAAACGCCUUCUACAUUUCCGCGUUACUUCCACAGUUUUGUUACGGAGUUCCUAUGGAUUGGUGGAGCUCUUGUUAAAGUUCCUCGACCACUUUUACCUACAGAUCAUGUUUUUAUCAUCUUAAUAGUGCUACCGAGGGGGACAUAUAAACCACAAGCAUCGACUACGUCAACAAAUUAUGUUGUUUUGUGUUUGCAUCUGUGAAUUUAGCUCAUUCAGAAGUUGUUAGGCUGGUCCGUCUAGAUCGCGAGCUUGAGUCGGCGAAGUUUUGCUUAAUAUAACUAUGGCUGAGGCGAACGAAGUGGAGCGGACAGACGAAAACGAGCUAAAGGGGGCUACAGGUGGAGAAGAUGUCAUUGAUGAUGUGAUUGUCGAGCAAAGUGCAGUUCUACUAAGAGGGUAUGUUAUUGAGCGUGCUGCUGUAGAGGAUCCAAACAUACAUGUGGGCCAUGAGGACCUUGGAGGAAGACCUCAGGAUUCAUAUGAUCCUCAAAUCAAAGAGUUUGUAGAUCAACUUCUGAGGAUAGCAGAUGACCUUAACAGGAAUGCUGAGCUUCAACAUCUUAUUAGUACUGUGGAAGCUAACUGCGCUCAGGAUGUCUUCAUGAGCGUAGCCAGGAGCAUCUUUGAAGAUGGCAUUAACUGGGGACGUGUCAUGUCUCUGUUUCACCUCGCAUUUAAGCUUAUUUUCAAGGCACUGACUGUGAACCACCGUGAAGUUAUCAAGACGAUCUUUAGCUGGUUUUUACAGUUUAUCAGGGAAAAUAUUUCUCCUUGGGUCAGACUGCAAGGCGGAUGGGGAGGUGUUCUGCAUAGGAUACCAAGAUGGCGCACUGUGUCCUGCAUCGCUGCGGUGGCGUUCAUUGUAGCUGCUGUUUACUGGAAAAGAACUCGCUAAGAAGUCAUGACCAGUCGUGCCGGAUGUGCAGUCUCACAAAUGUGGAAACUUGUAUCAAAAGCAAUACAAUGUGUAAUUGUUGCAAGUAAACUUACUCAUCUCGGGUCAGAUGGAACAAUCAUGCGGCAUAUAUCUUUUCUAUUUAAAUUAACCUUUAAAGACUUAAAGUUGUGUAACUGGUAAAGGAGACCGGCACAACGAUAGAUACCGUUGCCCUUAAUUCGGUUUUGUUUUUCUAUUAAGGUGUUCAAUGCAAUCGGGUGAAGGAGAAAUUUUCACCUCGAUUUAUUUAUUGACAGGGAUGUGUUUCUUUACUCAAAUAUUUUAAAGACACUGCACUUUUCUCCAUCAGUGCCUUUUUACUAUAAGGUGUUUUUAUAAAAAAAAAAAAAAAAAAAAAAAAAAAUCUUGAUCAUGUAUCAACUUUUUAAUGUGCCACUAAAGUUACCAGCUUUACCUCCAAUCAGCUAAAUAUCUGAAAUCAAAUGUUUACUGUCAAGUUUUUAAAUUGUCAUGGGGCAUUAAAAGUAGUCAAAUAUUAGACCUGCUUAAAGAAAGGUAAACCUAAACAAGGGUUUAAAAUGCAGUUGAAUAAAUGGCUGAAAGGGAUCACCGUAAUAAAUAUGAACAAUUCUUGCAUACCUCGAAUUAAAAAUGAUGAAUUACAAUGUUAUUAUAUACCUUUUUAUUUUAUUUGUCUAAAUUUCUGUGACUAUGUUUCUGGUUGGAAAUGCAUUCAUUUCUUUUUUUGUUUUGAAAAUCAAGCAAAAAAAAAAACAGCCAACCUUCCAAUACUGUUUGGUCAUUUUUGACCGAAAUCACCUUUUCUGAUGUAAUAAAAAUGGUUUCCUUUA